AUGGAAGACAUUGAGCUCGAGUUAGAAGGUUUGGAGUCUAUCUAUGGUUCGGAAAAUGUGAAAUACAGUUCAAAUGCUCCUAAUGUUAGUGGGGUCAUCAGAAUCGAGAACUCUUCAAAUGAUAGGACUUAUAAAUUAAAAACUAUUAAAGACAAAGUCGAGACCACAGAGGAAGUGUCUGCUCUUUCGCCGGUUGUUCUGAGCUUCACAUUGCAAUCUUUAUAUCCUAACGAGAAACCUAUAUUAGAAAUCAAAUGUGACUGGAUGGACCAAGAUGCAAAAAGAAAGUUGAUGCAUUCCUUGAAUGAAGUUUGUGAUGAAUACCUCGGCUAUUCCGUCUUAUCUGCUUGUUGCCAAAGCAUUUUCGACUUCGCUGCUGAUUUGAUGGAAAAGAACGAUUGUUUUGAUUUGACACAUCUGAAGCCCGCCGAGUUUUCUGAUUUUCUAGAAAGCUGUGAGUUGGCCGAUCAAAGAAUUUUCGAUACCCAGUGUCAUGAUUGUGAUAUUUGUACUAUUAACCAAACGGGAACAAACUUUGUAAAAUUUCGCCCUUGCUCACAUAUUUUCUGUAAAGACUGUUGUCGUAACUAUUUCAAUGAUCGUUUGAAGAACGUACAGGUAAAACAGUUGGAAUGUUUAUCUUCCGAUUGUCAUUCUUCAGCUGCUUCUAGGGUUAUCAAAGAAUUACUGGGUGAAGAGGAAUAUGAGCGUUACGACGGAAUAUUGCUUGAAAACGCUAUCGCUCAAAUGAGCGAUGUUGUUGCUUGUGCUAGAUCUAGAUGUGGACAACCCGCUAAUAUUUCAGAAGAACCGAGGUACUUGGCCAUUUGCUCAGUUUGUGAAUUCACUUUCUGCAUUUUAUGCCGAAAAACUUUCCAUGGGGUCGAUAACUGCCGUUUCACAGAUGUACACAAAAAUGCAAUAGUAGAAAGUUGGGAAAACGGUACCGAAGAAGAGAAAAACAAGAUGAUCACUCACUUUGGUGGAUUGCAACAGUAUCAGAUCGCUGUUGAAAACAUAAAGAGUGAGAUAUGGAUUCAAGGAAAUGGCCGUCAAUGUCCCAGAUGCAAAGUUCCUAUUGAGAAGAAUGAAGGUUGCAACAAAAUGCUCUGCGUCAAAUGUAGUUGUGCUUUCUGUUGGUUGUGCAAUGCUAUCCUUGACAAAAACGAUCCAUAUGCUCAUUUCACAGAAAGUGGACAGACCAAUUGUUUCAACCGUCUCUUCGAAUUCAUAGAAGAAGAGCUUCCCGAUUUAGAUUUGGAUGAAGAUGAUCAAUCAGAAGGCACUGACGACACUGUAGAUACCUGGAACCCGUCUGAAAUAGACGACAGUGAUAUGUAUACUUCUGACGAAUCGUGA
Messenger RNA from Auanema sp. JU1783, 1359 nucleotides. The record is from the annotation of a GenBank genome assembly. NCBI's taxonomy places the organism in Eukaryota, Metazoa, Nematoda, Chromadorea, Rhabditida, Rhabditidae.